Molecule: messenger RNA, 4528 nt
Organism: Cuscuta campestris
Lineage: Eukaryota; Viridiplantae; Streptophyta; Magnoliopsida; Solanales; Convolvulaceae
Source: the annotation of a GenBank genome assembly
GUUUGAUCCUUUCUUCUCUGUUGGAUGUCUGGAUGACUGAAACCAUCCGAUUUCAUUGUCACUCCGCUGAGUUCAUGUAAGUUUGUGAAUCUUUCUUUAUCCUUACUCCGUAUUUCUUUCUCCGUUUUGUCUCUCUGUUCCCUGUGUUGAGCUACCCUUUUGACCAAAAAUGGAAGCGGUACGGAUAUUAAUCUGAAGGCAGCAUACGUAAAUGGAAGAGGUGAGAAGAAAAUUAUCUUUCAAACUAAGUAAAAUCUUGAAAAUGCAAUCUGAAAUGGCCAAUUCUGUGGUGAUUUUCCACUAAAGAGGCGACUUUAUGAUAUAUAGAUCUGGGUGAUCUGCUGCUUCAGGCUAUUUUGGCUGAGGGUUUACUAAAGUUAUUAUAACUCUUUGAUUUUCAAUCAGAUAUGGUGAAAAGCCUAUAUCUCUUUCUGAUGUUGACUCCAUAACACUUUGUUCUACAAGAGUAAGUGUCUUGAGUGUACUACCAUUCAAGGGUUUAGUAUAAUUAUUGCUUUGGAAUUUCUGGUAUGCCGUUUUAGAGUGAUGAUAAAAAGAUCAAAGCUUUCCAUUCACAUGCAUGGGAAGUUGCAGAUUUUCUUCAAAAACUCCAGUUUUGCAUUUUUUUCUUGUGGCCUUGAUGAGAAACACACGAGUUCGGAUUUUAAUGGUAUAGGGUCAGAAUCAGAAAAUGAAUGGGAGAGAUUGCUUAAGCCUUAUGACCUCAAACAACUUCGGGAAUCACUUAAAAAGAUUAGCCCUUAUCAGCUAAAUAAGCUACUGGCACUCCCUUUGGAUGUACCGACAUCAAUGGAGCUAUUUGAAAGGGCUGGUAAGCAGAUAGGGUAUAGUCACACAUAUGAUGUGUACUAUACUUUGAUUGAUAAGCUUGGGGCUGCAAAUGAAUUCAAGGUUAUAGAUAGGCUGCUAUUGCAGAUGAAAGACGAAGAAAGUAUAGUUUUAAGGGAGUCCCUUUUUAUAAUGAUAAUGAAGCAUUAUGGGAGAGCUGGUUUCCCCGGGCAGUCAACCAGAUUACUUUUAGAUAUGAAAUGUGCAUUCUCUUGUCAACCGACUUUUAAGUCAUACAAUGUUGUGAUUGACAUUCUUGUGGUUGGCAAUUGUCCUAAGGUUGCGCAAAAUGUUUAUUAUGAUAUGUUGAACAAAGGUAUAUCUCCUACUGUGUGCACUUUUGCCAGAGUGAUACAAUCAUGUUGCAUGGUCAAUGAGGUGGACACUGGAUGCUCACUUCUUCGGGAUAUGAUGAAACAUGGGUGUGUCCCUAAUUCAGUAAUUUACCAGAUGCUGGUACGUGCACUCUCACAUGCUAAAAGGGUGGAUGAAGCGCUCCAACUGUUAGAGGAGAUGUUCCUUAUGGGUUGCAUCCCAGAUGUUAAUACUUUCAAUGAUGUUAUACAUGGGCUUUGUCACACGAGUCGAAUUCACGAGGCUGCUAAGUUAGUUGAUAGGAUGUUUGCUCGCGGUUUGGUCCCGGAUGCUAUAACAUAUGGGGUGUUAAUGCAUGCUUUUUGCCGGUGUGGGAAGGUGGAUGAAGCAAGAACUCUUCUAAAUAAAGUGCCUGAUCCUAACAAUGUCUUGUUUAAUACUUUAAUUAAUGGUUAUGUGAGUACUGGGCAACUGGAUGAAGCAAAAGCUCUUGUUGAUAAGAUCGUGUUGGCUAGUGGCUAUCAACCAGAUGUUUAUACAUAUAAUAUUCUGAUUCGGGGUUUUUGCGAGAAAGGAGAUCUGUCUUCUGCUAUUGAAACACUGAAGGAAAUGUCAGUCAGUGCUUCAAAGCCCAAUGUAGUUACAUAUACUAUGAUAAUUGAUGGGUUCUGUAAUCUAGGUCUGUUAAAGGAAGCUUACCAGGUAAUCAGUAAUAUGUCCACACGUGGGCUCAGCCUGAACACUGUGGGCUAUAACUGUCUUAUAUCCGCUUUGUGCAAAAAGGGGAAUAUCCAAGAAGCAUUUGAAAUGUUAAAUGAUAUGCGGAAUAAAGGUUGCAAACCUGACAUUUUUACUUUUAAUGCAUUGAUUCUUGGGUUUUGCAAAAUUGAUAAGAUUGACCAGGCACUAGGGAUGUACUUGGAAAUUUUCCAGGAGGGAAUCAUUGCUAAUACAGUAACCUACAAUACAUUAAUUCAUCAUUUAUUGAAAAAGGGUGCAACCCGAAAAGUACAUAUGCUUGCCAAUGAUAUGAUCUUCAGAGGAUGUCCCUUUGACGAAAUCACAUAUACUGGACUCAUCAAAGCACUUUGCGGAGAUGGAGAAGUUGAGAAAGCAUUAGCACUUCUUGAAGAAAUGUUGAGUCAGGGCUUCCAACCAAAUAACCUAUGUUGCAAUAUUCUGAUUAAUACCUACUGCACAUUGGGGAAGGUACAAAAUGCACUGGAGUUUCUGAGAGAGAUGGUACUCCGAGGAUUGGCACCUGAUAUCGUUACCUAUAACAGCUUGAUAAAUGGGUUGUGUAAGAUGGGGAAAGUACGAGAAGCACAGAACCUCUUUGAAAAUAUACAACAUGAGGGAGUUUUGCCCGAUGUAUUCACUUACAGUACUUUAAUUUUUACCUAUUGUAAAGCUGGGAUGCUAGGUGAUGCUUAUAUGCUUUUGAACAGAGGCGUCUUAAAUGGUUUCGUUCCCAAUGAUGUAACAUGGUAUGUGCUAGUGAACAACUUUGUUGCAGAAGGAUUGUAUUUUAGGCGAACAAGUUGAAACAGUUCUUGGUCUUAAGUGGGUUCCUUCUGGAUGACGAAACAUGGGCUGUCCUAGUGAACAAUUUAUGAAUUGCAAGACGGUCUGAAGGUAUUAUCCACUCUAUGCAUGCUAGAUGAAUUUGUGUGUGUGUGUGCUCUAUGCACGACUUUAUAUUAUACUCCGUAAAUAUAUAGUUGAACAUAAAAUAGUGGACGUUUAUGUUUAGAUCUUUGCAAACCUUCAUGUUUUCAUUAAACUUGUUUCGUUUGUACCAUCGGCUUCAUCAAAAUUUUAUUUAUUUUACACUCUUGUACUACACCAAUCUGUUUUAUGCACUCUUCUAUUUUCAGAAUUGUAAUGACACUAAAUCAAUGAAUCAUAUGAUAAUGAUGAAAAGCAAGUAAUGUCUUUUCUACAGACUAUCACAUAAUCUGAGUUAUAAUUGAAAUAUUUAUUUUAUUCAUUAUUAUAUAGCAGCAUUAGUAUAUCACAUAUCCAAUUGAAUUACAAUCUAUCUGUGACCAAGUGUUCAAUUCUAUUACUGUUCUAAUAAUAAUUCGUCUACAAAUGGAGACCUGGCCAAAGAAUUAUAGCCAUUUUUAUAAUAUUGACACCAUCAACAUUGUUUCUAAUUGAAUAUUUGAAACGAGUCUAAGAAACAAGAUGAUAAUAUCAUGAUGAGUUAAAGAGGUGAUAUCACGAUGAGCUAAGAAAUGAUGUUAUACUGAUGUGGGGGGUCCAUAUCGAGUCACCUAUAUAAUGGGAUUUAAUUUCAUUGUUCUCUUUGUUGAUGACUUCAGAUGUACGUGGGUCAUUAUGAAGGAUCGGCCAUAACUUUUUAAUGAUUUUCAAAACUUCUAUGCUGAACUCGGCUUUACAAAACCAUUUGUAUGUUACCUGGUGAUAAUGCACAGGAAUAAUUUAAUGAUUCCUACACUACCUAUAUAGCAGACAUGACACGAGUUCUGAUAUAUUCUCAUGUUGCAUGUACUUUUUGGGCAGAUAGUAUUGUUAUGGCUUGUCACAUCAUUAAUUGCAUGUCUUCUUUAAUUAAUAAAGUUCCUUACUCUUUAUUAGCCGUGAGCCAUUUCUUUGUGUCCUCGUAAUUUUGGCUGCAUUUUUUUUGGUCCAUAACAUGAUUCCUGGUCAAACCAAUCAAGUGUGUAUCUCUUGUUAUUCCGUCUUCAAAAGGGAUAUCAUUGUUAUUCUCUUAGAUAAAUCAUCUCCAUUCGAACCUUAAUGUUUGCCUUCUAGCAUCUCCAUACUACCCACAAAUAGUCUACAUUCUAUCAAUAUGUCUGCUUAUCUGCCAUUCUUGCAUGUUCAUAUUUCUACCCAUGUCCUCUGACAUCACCUCCCACUGCUGAUUCUCCUGGAUCCUCCAUCUCUCUAACUGAGGAUUCUCUCCAAGAUGGCACCCAUUGCAUUCGGAAAAGGUAGCUGCUCUUUUGUAUUCUUUUCUUAGGUAUUGUUGCGUCUCUCUGUAUUGCUCCCUCUAUUUCCAAAUAAAUUUCACAAUCACUAUUAACUAUUUGUAGGCCUUAGAUAGGAACAUUUGGAGAGCUAGGAUUAGGGUAGUUAGCUAGGCAUUUUGGGCUUGGUGGUAGUUUUCCAACUUGUGUGCUUUUUAUUCUUGGUGCUCUGUGCUUUUAUGCUUUGUGCUCUAUGUUGUUGUGCCUUUUUUCUUGGAAACAGCCUCCCCUAGACUCUACUCAUGUGGGAUCCAAUUGGUUUGUUGUUGUAUUAACUAUUCGCAGGGAUCCAAUGUAGUUUUUAAAAUGGUAAUUUUUUAAAAAACAAUUUGACACCAAUAUCUAAAUAAAUUGAAUUAAAAAUA